Messenger RNA from Vigna unguiculata (cowpea), 1201 nucleotides. RefSeq lists its product as uncharacterized. The record is from RefSeq and is a predicted model, not a curated record. NCBI's taxonomy places the organism in Eukaryota, Viridiplantae, Streptophyta, Magnoliopsida, Fabales, Fabaceae. Gene Ontology annotation, molecular function: RNA binding.
UACUUGUGCUAGAGUCAACACGUGUCAAGUUCCAGAGCCAAAGCCCUAUUUAGUUCAGGGUGGAGAUUCUAGGGUUUUAGGUUUUAACAGCUUCACGCACCUCCGAAGGAGAGAACAGAACCUCCGUUCUGUUUUACAAGGCUGGUUUGAACAAUGGCGUUUUUAAAUAAAAUUGGAAAUCUACUCAAGAAUUCUGCUGUCAAGCACAUCAAUCAAGAUUUUUCUGCGUCUACCCCCUCGCUUUUCCAAGCAAUUAGAUCCAUGUCAUCUGCAAAGCUUUUUGUCGGAGGUAUUUCUUACAGCACUGAUGAUAUGAGCCUUCGGGAAGCAUUUGCUCGCUAUGGAGAAGUUCUUGAUGUCAGGGUUAUUAUGGAUCGUGAAACUGGCAGAUCAAGAGGUUUUGCCUUCAUAACCUUUGCAACAAGUGAGGAUGCAUCUUCUGCCAUUCAGGCCUUGGAUGGUCAGGAUCUUCAUGGUCGGAGAAUUCGGGUGAAUUAUGCUACAGAAAGGUCACGCCCAGGGUUUGGAGGUGGUGGAGGUGGCUAUGGUGGAGGUGGUGGUUAUGGUGGUGGUGGAGGUGGCUAUGGUGGCGGUGGUGGUUAUGGUGGUGGUGGAGGUGGAGGUGGCUAUGGUAGAGAUAGUUAUGGAGGAAACAACAGCAGGGGUGGAAGCUAUGGAAGUGGUGGUUAUGGUGUUCAAGGAAGCUAUGGUGGUGGCAAUGCUGAAACUAGUUACACUAGUGGUGGUGAUGCUAGUAAUUACCAAUUUGGUGGAAAUUCUGGUGGGGAUCUUGGCUCAGCUAGUGGUGAAUUCGGAAGCAGCCAAAAUGAAGGAACAGGCGCAGCAGACAAUGAUGAAUUCAAUCCACUUGAAGACAAUGUGAGGGGGAACAGUGAUGAACAACCUGAUGACUAUGCUCAGACCCGUAGGUGAGAUUUUCACCUUGCCUAGAGCAAGUAACCGGUGCUUGUUGAUAAACAAAUGCGUCUCCAAUUUUCUUGUUUCACUUCUUGAUUUUCAGCAGUUCAUUGCUUGGUUUGAACAUGAUAUUUUGUCAGCUCAAGGACUGAUGUAAAAUAAUAUUUUUGUAGGAGUUGAACUUCAUAUAGAAUAAUUUUACUGUUGAUCUACAUUCAGUAUCUGGAAUGAUAAACGAAUAUGCAAAAUUUACAUAGUUCAUGAUAUCAAAUGAUUUUAAGAA